GGUUCCACCAUUCUGUGCUGCCCUAACUUGACUUAAGUGAGGUCUUGCUGCAACCUCAAGCAGUGCUGACUGAUGAUUGCAGUGUUGUGGAGUCGCCUGGCUGUUUCCUUAUUAUAGUUUUCCCAGUUUUAUCUAGUACGUUACAAAAUAUUUUCUCCGAAGUGAAGCGUGAUACGUUUGUCCAAGAUGUCUGUGGCCGGGCUGAAGAAACAGUUCCACAAAGCCAGCCAGCUACUCAGUGAAAAGAUCAGUGGGGCAGAGGGAACAAAACUGGAUGAAGACUUCAUGGAGAUGGAGAGGAAAAUUGAUGUGACCAACAAGUCAGUGUUUGACCUCUUGUCCAAAACAACAGAAUACCUCCAGCCUAACCCAGCUUCUCGAGCCAAACUGAACAUGCUGAACACAGUGUCUAAGAUCCGAGGGCAGGUGAAGACCACUGGCUACCCUCAGACUGAAGGCCUGCUGGGAGACUGCAUGCUGCGCUAUGGACAUGAACUGGGGGAGGAUUCUGUUUUUGGCUGUGCUCUGGUGGAUAUGGGUGAGGCCAUGAGGCAGAUGGCAGAUGUGAAGGACUCCCUGGACAUAAAUGUCAAACAAAACUUCAUAGACCCCCUGCAGAAUCUACAAGACAAGGACCUCAAAGAAAUCACGCACCACCUGAAGAAGCUGGAAGGUCGCCGGUUAGACUUUGACUAUAAGAAGAAGCGUCAAGGGAAGAUCCCAGACGAAGAGAUCCGGCAGGCUGUGGAGAAAUUUGAGGAGAGCAAAGACCUGGCCGAGAGGAGCAUGUUCAACUUCCUGGAAAAUGAUGUGGAACAGGUGAGCCAGCUGUCUGCGCUGAUCGAGGCAGCUGUGGAGUACCACCGGCAGUCUUGUGAAAUCCUGGAGGAACUUAGCCAAAAACUGCAGAAGAGGAUAUCCACAGCCAGCAGCCGACCCAAGAGAGAGUUCAAACCAAAGUCCAUCAGGAGCAGCAUUGAGACUCUGGACAGCAAUCAGCACAAUGGCCUGUCCUACAGCUCCUCGCUCAGAUCCACUGAUAUCCAGAUCAACCACACAGUCAAUGGGAAAACUCCUCCACUGUCAUGGCCUGAGAGCCCCACUACCAAUGGCAAUAUUCACCAGUCGGAGGUGCUGGACCAGCCAUGCUGUCGCUCCCUUUAUGACUUUGAGCCAGAGAACGAGGGUGAGCUGGGCUUCAAGGAGGGCGACAUCAUCAUCCUCACCAACCAGAUAGAUGAGAACUGGUACGAAGGCAUGAUCAAUGGCGAGUCUGGCUUUUUCCCCAUCAACUACGUGGAAGUCAUUGUCCCCCUGCCUCAGUGAGGACCGCCACCUCGAGUCCUCUGCAGACUCCCUUACGCCUCGUCACACUGGGCCUCUGUCCUCGAGCUUGGGUCGGACGUGAAAAUGCACAGGGUCACCUCAGCUCGAAGUUGAAAAAAUGUCUCUGUCCUCUUUUUAAUUUCAAACCGAGCCAGAGAGGUGGUAGUUUUGUCGCACUCAUUACGUUGUUUUCUCUGUUAAUAUUUAUGAACCUGAAGCCAACUCAAACCCAAGCCAUUAAGUGGGGCACUCUUCCUGACCAAGGUGAAAACCUCUAGAAGUCGUCAAACUGCGUAAAUCCAUCCUGUCAGUCCUUCGGUGACAGAGUUUGGCCCCUGAACACGAAGGACUGGACAUCAAUAUGCAUUUCAGGAUAUUUUCUGUCCCGUUACGUUGUCAUAGUUAGUCCCAAAAUGAUAUAAGGUUUGUAUUUGCAUCACAAAUCCCUUCCUAGAGAUGGCUUGAACUGUCACGGAUCUCAUCAUUCUGACCGCACACUAGCUAGCUAGGAGGCAAACAUAAUCAAAGUACAAAUGCAGUCAGGUGAUGAUCAGCUUUGUGUGUAAAGAGUGGUUCAUCCAAAUGAGUUAAUUUGGUUUUAUUAGUGCAUGUUUUGCAACAUUUGUCUCUGAGGUUUAUGAAUCCAAAUGAAGACAUUGAGGGUGAACAGAAUUUCAUUUAUGGUGCUCACAAUGAAAAACAAUUCAUUCAAUUCAAUUCAAAUCAAGAGGUUUGGUGGGAUUUAUUUUAAUUUGGAUGAACUGAUCCUUUAAAAAGGAGUGAAGAGUUGGUGACAUUUUUUCAGCCAGUGCUACCCUAUACAACCUUCAAUGUAACUGCCUCUGUCCUGUAUUCCACUGAGUUUGUGUUUUAUGUUUUAAAAGCAUUUUAUGUCCCGUGUUAUUAUCCAAACACAAGCCUCACUUUUCUUAGUGUUUGUGGUGCUUUAUGAGGCCUUCACAAGUGAAGUCUUGCCAAAGUUCAAGGAUAAUUUCAAUUUUUUACAGCUUAGCUCGUUUUCAUAGUUUUAUCAGUUGCAAAUUACAAUGUGCUCUUAAGUUAAAGGAGCAGUUCACCCAGAAAUGAAAAUGAUGGCAUUAUCUACUUACUCCCAUGCUAAUGGAAAGUUGUAUGGAGAAAACAUUCCUGCUUCAGGCGAUUUCAGCAUCCUCUUUAAUAACUGAAGAAGCUGGGCACUUGUUUUAAGUUGUAAAAAAGGCAACUGAAAAUCAUGAGUUUUGUUUGAUUCACAGGUGGAGUUAAGACCCAGACAACUUGUGAUUAGCCACAACAGUAGUCUGUAAAAAGCCAUUGAUGCCUCCCCUAAUGAGCAACACACACGGCAUUUAUCGUUCCAUUUUUUUUUUUUUUUGUUUCAAAACAAGUCCCCAUCUUCUUUAGUUGUUGAGGAGAAUGCUGUUUUGCUGUGAAGGUUCAGAGCUGUAUUGUAAAACUUCACCCAACUUUCCAUCAGCAAAGGGCUCAGUCGAUAACUUAAAUUUGGAGGCGAACUGCUCCUGUAAGUGCAGAGUUUGGGGUGAUAUGCUGUGAUUGCUUCAACGUAGUAGCAGAUGGGUCAGGAAACACCAGCAGUAAGACAGUUAGGUUGUAAAGCAACACUAACCAAUAGCUUUACACCUACGAUAGUGUGGCUUGUAGUCAUCAACCGUCUAUCAUUUGCACUUCCCCUCUGCUCCGUGAAGCAUGACAGCAUGUUUUUAAGUCAUUGUUUUUGCUUUAAAAGGAUGUGAAAUCCCUGCUUUGGUUCAGUCUCACUGUUCUUAUCAACGUUUUUCCAGCAGCAGCAGGCCUGCAUAUCCGCUCUAUCCAGGUUUUACUGGUCAACAUAUGAGGCUUUUCUGUUGGCACUUUUGGCGGCAAUGAUUGGCACUAAUUUGCGUUUCUAUUACCAUCUCUGGAGUUGGGCCAAAGUUGGCCAGACCGGCCCCCAUGAUCCCCCUUCUCCCCCUCACACGAACUUGUGUUGCAAGACUUAACUCAUGUCUGUGAGUUUAUAAGGCCGUAAUAUGUGCUAAUAGUUGUGUGAUGUUCAGCUUGUUGUGAAAUUCUGCCCCCCGAGAGGCCAAAUAAAAAUAAUGCUGCUUUAAACAAACACCCAGGUUAGACAAAUGUAUUUGGAAGAGAAAAUGAAGAUGCAAGGUAAAACUGUUAGCCAGUCUUUAAGUUGUAAACAUUCAUCACACUUCCAUUUGACCUACUUUACUUUCCAUAGUUGUGUGCAGGAAGUGAGAAUUAUUAGUAAUGUGUCAGUCAGUAAGUCUACUUGUCUGCUGCUUGCUUGACUGCUUGUGUUUCUUUGUUUUUAUUUAUUUUAUUUCUUUUUUAUUUUUUUGCUGGGCUUUGUUGCAAUGAUGCUUCCAUGUUCCCAGGUGAUGUUAUGACGAGCACAGUGCUGUCAUGUAAGUCAGAGAACUGAGGGCCGUUGUUGUGUGUCCUUUAAAAUGUGAAAGCAGACAUUUGGUCAGUGUGGGCCGUAGCUCGAAGGCGCUCGUCCAAGCAUUCCGUUGCUCUUUAUUUUAUACAUGCUUCUAAUUUGUGAACAUUUGAAGCCAUUCCUCUUGAAGAGUGACCGCACAGAACUCACAGGAGUAAAGUCACCAGUGUUUAAAGGCCUCACAUUCCACUGGGCUCACGGACACUAGGUGCUGUAUAAGUACUUUGUUAGACUAGAGAAUGUCUCUCUCUCUCUCUCUCCCUAUCUCUGCCUUUCUGUUUACAUGCUCUGACUCAUUGUGACCCCUCCCCCUCUCUGUGUCAAAUAGGGAUGAAUGCCUUGUCACACUGAAAUCGCGAAAGUCCUUCUUGAAAUGUCGUAUGUAUUGCACUGAAGGUUUAGAAACUACCUACCGCUGACGGACAUGCACCCUUUUGUUUAUCUUUUUUUCUUCAAUGUUCAUUCAUUUUGUGUUAUUCACAAUGGGGUUAGAAUCACUACCAUAUCAGAUAUAUAUAUAUAUAUAUAUGUGAAGUCAGAAUGGUAAAUACUUAGAUUUAUAUAACCAGAGAUGUUCAUUGUCUUGUACUAUUAUGAAUCCACUAUCUCAGUUGUUGUAAUGUAGAUUGGAUAAAAUGGUUCUUAAACUGGAUGUAUUCUGGGGAAAUAGAUGAUCUGCUUUCCAUGUGAAAAAUUCCAGCUGUCUUACUCUAUUAGCUAGUGAUAAGCUGUAAGAUAAGUGAAGGCCUGCAGUUACUAUGUGGCUGUUUGCUCCUUGUUUACCAGUCAAGAUAAAUUUAGGAUAGUCCAUUUCCACUCAUCCCUGCUCAGAGGGCACCGAAUUGCAAAAUGGGAGCAGCUAUUAAUAACAAGGUCCAGUUGAUUUUCUUCAUAAGAUUUAGAGCGCUGCCUCAGCUUGGAUGGGCAUGAAAUUUCUCAUCAGUACAGAAGAUUAAUCAUUUUCAUGGAAAGUGGUGCAGUGCUUAGCGCUGUCCCCUCACAGCGAGACGGUUCCAGGUUCAAAUCCCAGUCUGGGCCCUUCUGUGCAGAGUUUGCAUGCUCUCCCUGUGCCUGCAUGGGUUUCUCUGGGUAAAUUCUCAAAAACAUGCACGUGUGUGUGUGUGUGUAUAUUUUUUAAUUUUUUUUUUUUUAAACAUAUUUUGGUGUGUAAAUGAUUCAUACUUACUAAAAGGUGUGGAAUUGGUCCAGUAGAUGGAAGCUGUGAACCCUGACGCAGCUGCAGCGGCUGCCUCAUAACCCUGUGAAGCAGCCCCAACUGUUGUGUCUGGCAAAAGGAUCCCUGCAGAGACACACCUUUUUGUUACAGAGUAAAUUCCUUUCUUGUUUUACCAGAAAGUGGCCUCACUCAGAGAGAAGUCUCACUCUGAAAACUCAGGAGAGAGAUUGACUUGUUGCAGUUAUUACCUCAUCUAGAUUGCUGAAAUUAGCCGGUAUUCAAAGUAUUCAGCCAUGACUUAGGGAAUAAAUUCUUGCUGGCAGUUCCUUUCAGUAGACUCCAAACUCCUGUCUCCAGCUUUACCUGUCAUCUCUCUGCAACAACUCACCUCUCCCCUGAUUUCAGAGUGAGGCUUCAUAACAGAUUUGCUUUUCUAACAGAAAGGCCUGUCUCUGUGAUGUUGUCGGGCAGUCUUUGCCUCUGACUCGUAAAAAAAAAAAGCACUUUUAAUGGACAUAACUUUGAUGGUGGAGUUUGUUUAAAGGAUUACUUUGCAGACAUUGAAGCCACAUCACUGCUGCCAACUGAUGUGAUCUACUGCACCAGUUCCAAAACCUUUGCUAAGUGUGAAUCAUUUACACACCAAAAUAUGUGGACAUAGGUCCUAGGUUUGAAAAUACUGGAAUUCCCCUUUAAGGUGAACUACAGAUCCCUUGCAUCUUUAGGCAAGAACCAUCCAAUCAGAUUAAAAUAUGUGCUCUAAAGAAUUAAACUAAAGAUUACAAAUCUGAUUUUUAGAAUCUGCUGCUUACAUUAAUUUACUUUAUGGAUUCAGGGUCAAUUUUCAAUAAACUUUAAUUUUAUGUUUUGUUUGCAACUGCAAUACCAAAGUGUUUUUUUUCCCCUUAGUAAACAUGUGCAUUUCAUCAUUUUAUCCAUAAAGAGUUACUAAAAAUGUAAACAGAAAUAACCCUGACCUUAACUAUAGUUUGGGCGUUUGUCACAGUGGACUUCAUACUUAAUCUUUUAUCAUAUGUGCACCAACUCUACUUUAUACAUUACAGUAGAGCAAAAAUAAACAAUAAAAAAAUGUAUUGGAUUCUAACUGUUAGCUUGCAGUUGCUUAGAUAUUCAAGGUGUUGCAUGAUCAUUUUGUUCUGAAGGUUGUUAUUCUGAAUUGUGGAUACUGGGGAGCUCUUAGCACAGGGUGCUAUCUGCAACACAGUCACAAUUCUUCACCAAAAGGAUUGUCCGUCCGAAGGUUUAUUCCUGCAUUCAGUUUCCUAUUGCAGUUGUGGUGACGUGGAACUAGCCAUACUAAAUAUCCAUUUCCAAAGUGCUUCUCUUUGUUUACAGAUUUAAAAUUGCAAGAUUUUAAAUGCUUAUUGUUUUGCAGUUAGUCUCAUAGAAGUGACUGACAUUUUGAUACACUAAAACAAGACUUCUCUCAACACUGUACCUGUUUGCCUUUGAAGCCCACAAAAGUCUUUCCUCAGUAUUCAUUUCAUAUCCAACAUCUAGGCAAAGGAAACUGACUGUGCAGUUCUGUGUUUUAUUUAUUUUUUUUUUCAGUAGCAUAAUUUAUGCAAAAGGUGUUUUAUAGAUGUUGUAAAUUAAUAUAUUAAUACAUAUAUUACGUAAAUAAAUGACAAGCAAAUAUUGAGCCAACA
Scatophagus argus is the source of this 6628-nucleotide messenger RNA. RefSeq names its product SH3-domain GRB2-like 3a (gene sh3gl3a). NCBI's taxonomy places the organism in Eukaryota, Metazoa, Chordata, Actinopteri, Scatophagidae. Gene Ontology annotation, cellular component: glutamatergic synapse; presynapse; cytoplasm. The transcript is spliced from 11 exons. Gene Ontology annotation, molecular function: protein binding. The record is from RefSeq and is a predicted model, not a curated record. Gene Ontology annotation, biological process: endocytosis; synaptic vesicle uncoating. The coding region runs from base 187 to 1326 and encodes 379 amino acids.